AUGGAAAACACUAACACGGUUUCAUAUUACAAGCUGUUCUCCUUUGCUGAUUCCGUUGACCAUGUAUUAAUGCUUGUUGGCACAAUCACCGCUGUAGCAAGUGGACUUUGCAUGCCCUUUUCGGCUGUGAUAUUUGGAGAGUUGGUCGAUUCAUUCGGCGAGGCCACAGAUACCACAAAAGUUAGCCAUGCAGUGUCCAAGGUAUCUAUCAAGUAUGUGUACUUGGCUCUGGGGUAUGGUGUCGCUUCAUUUUCCCAGGUGUUUUGCUGGAUGGUCACAGGGGAGAGGCAGGCUGCGAGGAUUAGAAGGUUAUACUUAAAAGCUAUACUGAGACAAGAUAUUGGAUUUUUUGAUAAGGGCACCAACACGGGAGAAAUUAUCCAGAGGAUGUCAGAUGACACUGUUAUUAUUCAAGAUGCCAUAGGUGAAAAGGUUGGGAAAGCUAUACAGCUGGCAUCUACAUUCUUGGGAGGGUUCAUAAUAGCUUUUACAAAGGGAUGGCAACUCACCCUUGUCAUGUUAUCUUCAAUUCCUCCUCUUGUCAUCUCCGCUGCUGCCAUGACCAUCCUUAUGGCCAAGCUAAUAGCCCGUGGACAGAUCGCUUAUUUGCAAGCAGCCACUGUGGUUGAACAGACAAUUGGCUCAAUCAGAACUGUAGGAGCAACUGCCCAAGAAAAAGUUUUAACUUUUCAUUUCUCCUUUCUUUUUUGCGUUUUCCUUCAUUUCGUUUUUCAGAAUUAUGUUCAUGACCGUUGA
This is a messenger RNA of Ilex paraguariensis (yerba mate), 756 nucleotides long. The record is from the annotation of a GenBank genome assembly. NCBI's taxonomy places the organism in Eukaryota, Viridiplantae, Streptophyta, Magnoliopsida, Aquifoliales, Aquifoliaceae.